AUGCUUGGCAUGGAAGCAGCUAUCAUCGAAAAUUCUCUGCGGGAGGCCCAAAAGUCUCUCAGAGUUGUGCGCGGCUUUGUAGACACAAUUGAGGCUUUGAAAGCAUCUAACGCGGAUCUCAAAUUUUACAUCAUGUCCAACAUAUCUGUGAUCUUCGCUUCGGGAAACGAAGGAAUGCGAAAGCCAGAGCUAGGCUUCUGGCGCCACGUCCUCAAUCAGAUUGGAGUAAGGCCAGAGCAGGCAAUCAUGAUUGACGAUACGGUUGAGAACAUAUGUGCCGCUCGUUCUCUCGGAAUCCAUGGGUUGCUGGUUGACUCCAAGCAUCCUAAUAAAGCCCGCAACGUACUCCAUAACCUCUUGGGGGACCCUGAAGCACGAGCACAGGCAUUUAUGAAGUCACACGCAACGAACCACAUAUGUGUAGUUGAAGGGCUCCAGGACGUCACUAUAAAGGACAAUUUCUCUCAGCUCAUGAUUUGGGAGCUGACAGGAGAUUCGACCUUGGUUGAUCUUCGUUGGCCUGGUGGCAAGCUGCUGAAAGACAAAGACUGUGCGCCUGGCGAGCGGAUCUUCAGUAUGAACGACAUGGCUAACGGGGCUUCCCCUGAUGACAUCAAGAAUAAUGUCGAGUUGGGACUCUGGAACUACUUCUGCGACAAGCCAGUUCUGACAACCCGGGACUUUCCUCCCGACGCUGACACGACUUCAACAGCAUAUGUAUCCCUUCCUGAGGAGUAUUUAUCACGCAUUGCACCUCCCAGACUAGUCUUGGACAUGAUGGCAGCCAACACAGACAAUGAUGGUAUCAUGCAGACCUACUUCUGCACAGAACGGCCCCGGAAAAGCCCCGAAGUCUGCUGCAACAUCUUGCGAGCCUUCAACCGCUUCGGUCACAUGCUGGACGCUAAUCUCAACAUCGAAGCUACCAAAGCCUGGGUCGUAGACAGCCUCAACAACGACGCCUGUCUAGAUGGAAGCAGGCACUAUUCAACACCAGAAGCCUUCCUCUACCUUGUUGCUCGUCUAUACGACGAGUGCAGGGAUGCCCAGCUGAAGCAGAACUUAGAGCCUGUGAAGAAGAAGCUCAGGGAAAGGAUCAAUACACAGGUCAACCCUUUGGCGCUGGCAAUGCGACUCUUCGCAUGCCAAAAGGUGUCCAUUUCCUCCAGCCUCUACCAGAAGGAUUUGAAAACCUUCAUGUCUUUGCAAGAGGUAGACGGUGGCUGGCCGGCAGGACACUUCUGUUGUUAUGGCAGGACCGGAGCUUUGAUUGGAAACCGCGGCCUUACGACUGCGCUGGCAAUUUGCAUCAUGCAACAUGAGAAGACGGUCGAUUCAUUUGGCAUGGGUAACUAG
Messenger RNA from Colletotrichum chrysophilum, 1356 nucleotides. RefSeq lists its product as uncharacterized. The transcript has 2 exons. Bases 1 to 1356 code for a protein of 451 amino acids. The record is from RefSeq and is a predicted model, not a curated record. Lineage: Eukaryota; Fungi; Ascomycota; Sordariomycetes; Glomerellales; Glomerellaceae.